Messenger RNA from Striga hermonthica, 783 nucleotides. The record is from the annotation of a GenBank genome assembly. Lineage: Eukaryota; Viridiplantae; Streptophyta; Magnoliopsida; Lamiales; Orobanchaceae.
AUGGCAACAAUCUCCGAUUCUCGGUCCGGCGGCGGCCCCAUUCGUCGGAGACGGAGGCGGCCGCCGCCUAAAACACGUCACUGGUUUGCGGACGUGUUUAUUCGUCCCGCUCGGGCGCUAGCUUCCACCGCGAGCUCGAUCCUGACCGCCGUCUUCUCUGAAAGCGAGGAGUCCUCGUCUGAUUGGGACGGCGAGUGUGAUUCAGAUGAAUGUGAUUCAGACAAUGUUAGUGGGCAUGGAACUGAUUCUAAUGUGAAGAAUGAUCUGAAAAUGAAAAAGGGGCCUUUUCCGGAUGUUUCACAAAAAAGGCAAGAAUCUGAGUUUAUUGUGUCCAAGACUGAAAACAAACAGUUAAUAGAGCAGCUCAUCAUGCAAGAGUCCUUUUCGAGGGAUGAGUACACUGGACUGAUAGAAGUUCUUAAUUCACGGGUUACGGACUCGUCAACGGAAGCAGGUGCAAAAGCAUCACUAGUUAAAACUGCUGAUUAUGAAGAUUCCCAUAAAUUCACUCAAGCUGCUCAAGAAUCAGAAAAAUGGUUCCAAGAGAAUCAAAUGAGUGAGUUGGAGCCUGCUACAGCUGGUAACGUAGCACCUCCCCUUGUAGAUCCACACUCGACUAAGAUAAAUGGGACACCAUUAACCGAGUUAGCUGAAUCCAGACCAAGAUUGUGUAAUUUGUCUCCAGGAAAGUCGAAGUCUAUAAGCAACUCAAGUGAAACUUGCAUGGAAAAACCUGUUGUGAUUGAAAUUGAUUGCAAUACAAGUGGUUCUCAUAAAUGUUAG